AUGAAAACAAAGCGAAAACGACCAAGAUUUUGGAUGCGUAAACUGUACGAGGAAAGAAAUGAGAAAGGAGAGUACAAUUUGCUGGUUAAAGACUUGCGAUUAUACGAUCAUGAAAUGUUUUUCAGAUAUUUCAGGAUGUUACCUGACACUUUUGAGACCUUGUUGGGGUAUAUUGCCCCGAUGAUAAGAAAGAAAGAGACGAAAAUGCGAGAACCAAUAAGUGUAGAUCAAAGACUUUUAGUCACUCUGCGAUAUUUGGCAACUGGGGAUGCUCAUACAACUAUCGCUGCCAAUUAUAGAAUGAGCUCAACGACUGUUGGUCGAAUUAUCUACGAAACAUGCAACGCACUUUGGGACAAACUAAAGGAAAUGGGUUUCAUGAAAACACCUUGCACUGAAAGUGACUGGAAAAAAGUAUCUAAAGAUUUUGAAGAUCGAUGGAACUUUCCUAAUAUGCUGGGAGCAAUUGAUGGAAAGCAUGUGCAGAUGUUUGCUCCUGCUGGACAGGCAUCGAGUUUUUUUAAUUACAAAAAGACUCAUAGCAUUGUUUUGUUGGGAGUUAGUGAUGCAAAGUAUAAAUUCACACUGGUUGAUAUUGGUGAUAGUGGGUGGCAAAGUGAUGGCAGCGUGUAUGCCAACAGCAAUCUUGGCUAUGCUAUUGAAAACAAGCUUCUCAACAUGCCCACAGAUGGCAAGAUUACCCAUUCAACGAAAGUACUACCCCUCGUAUUUGUAGGGGAUGAUGCAUUUGGCCUAAAACGCCACAUGAUGAAGCCCUAUCCUUUUUCAAACCUGUCUGAGAGGAAACUAAUUUUCAAUUACAGGCUAAGCAGAGCCAGACGUGUCAUUGAAAAUGCUUUUGUAUAUGUGCUAGUCGGUUUCGUGUGUUUCAUAGGCCUAUAG
Molecule: messenger RNA, 903 nt
Organism: Xenia sp. Carnegie-2017
Lineage: Eukaryota; Metazoa; Cnidaria; Anthozoa; Malacalcyonacea; Xeniidae
Exons: 1
Coding region: 1-903 (300 amino acids)
Source: RefSeq, a predicted model, not a curated record